CUCCACAUUUCUCGUUUCGAUUUGGCCGCCAGUUGUGUUUUUGAUUGCUCUGCGUGCUGUUCGCUCCUCCAAAUCUCCGUUACUCCGAUUUUACGAUUCUUCGCGCCUACUCUAACACCCAUUCAUCCGUUUGUUCGCUUGUUUGUUUUUUUCGCUGCACUUUUUGCGCGCGCGCAACUGCCGAUAAACGAAGAAAAAAGCAGAAGAAAAUCAUUAAUAAACUGUAAAAGUGCAAUAUUAAUAGACGAUCUUGUGAAUGUCUCUAAAUUGAAACAUUUACUUUCGUUUACUAUUUUUUUUUUAAUUUUGUUCUGUUAAGUGUUCGUAAAGCAUUUUUGCAGUCAACGCAAAAAGAAACUUUUAAGCAAAAUGCAGCAGAAAGUUGAAGAGAAAAUCGAUCCCCUGAGACGCAUUCAGGAGGAGAUCAAGGAGGUAGUGCGGCGCGAGGAGGAAUACCGCCAGCUGGCUACGUUCUCGUCCAGCACCACCACCAUUACUUCCGCCAACUCAACGCAAUUGGUGGACUUUGAGACAUACACGGUGAAUGGCAAUGGGCUUGACUUUGAAACGAAACUGGAGCAGGAUGACGAGCAGGAUCAGGAACAAAAUCAGGAACAGGGCGUCUUGGUUACCGCCCAACCAGCUGCCGUGCAGACCACCUCGCUUCUGCUGCCCAUCGACGAGCUGUCCAACACACCAUCGCUGGCCUCCAGCGUGAAUAGCGCCAAAGAGGAGAGUCUCGAUGGCCAGCACUCGGAUGAUUCGGGCAUUUCGGCUUCGUCGCAGAGCAAAACCAAUACGAAUGUUACCAAGCAGCCACUUAAGCUGACCGUGGUGACCCGCCAGGAGCAGCGCUACAUUGGACCCAAUUGCUAUAAUCUGACGCCAGAGCCGCCGCAACAGAAGCUGAUCACCAGGACCAUAUCGACGCCCCAGCUAAGUGGUUUGCCACAGAAGCGUCAGUUUGCCUUUGGUGGCGCCACCAAGGGUGUAAUGCAGCGUUUUAUAGCCUCGCAUGGCAAAUUGGCACCGACCAGCCCAUUGCCACCAGCCUCUCCAUUGACCCUGACCUUGGCUACCAAUGGAAAUGGAAAUACUGGUGUUGGUGGUGGAGCAAUCGUCAAUGGUCAGAACAAUAAUAGCACCACCCUCAAGUUGAAUACCCGCACGGCAAUGGCAUUCCUGGAAUCGGGCGGUUCAGCUUCGGCCAUCACCUCGGUCACCCUAUCGCCGGCGGCCAUCGAAAGAGAUUCGGAAGGCAGGCCCCUGCGACGGGGCUAUGUGCCUGUCGAGCAGAAGAUCCAGCGUGAGCUCCAGGACCUCAAGUCACGCGAAACGGAGCUGAAGCGCCUGCGUAAGAUCAACAGGCAGAACACCCUGAAGGCCUCCCUGGACAAGCUGCAACUCAGCACAGACGAUGAGGCUGAUGCGGAUGAUGAUGACGAGGAUUCCGAGGUGGAGCACUGUUACGGUCCGGGCAAACUGCGCAAUGCCCAGUCCACACAGGAACUGGAUAGGAAUGGAAACGAGCAGGAGAUUGUCCACAAGCCCUCGGGAAAUCGCAGCCUGAAUGCAGCCGCCUAUAUAACCAAUGGUAUCAGCAAUGGCAAUGGCAAUGGAAUGCGUCCGGCGAUGUCGCUGGCCCAGCUUUGUGAUCUGACACCGGAGGAGGCGCCCUCGUCGCGGGGCUUGAUCGCCCAGUGGGAGAACCUGAUCAAAAAGAAUGCCGAAGUCGGUGUGGUAGAGGCGAUCAUCUAAGGAAUGUGGGUCAGGAACCCCUUAAAAAAAAGAGAAAAAAAGAAAAGAAAAAAAAACAAACAAACUUACACACACACCAACGAUCUGGUGCAGAGCAGACCAAAUUAUUAUUGUAGUGUCCACACUUGAUCCUCCUUCCACUUCUCCAUGUCCACGUCCACGUCUACGUCCACGUCUUCGUCCUCCUGCGAAAAGCUGCUUAUCAACGAAUUAAUCUUAACGCCACAACCAAUGGGAAUUGAAAUUAUGUAACUAAAUUGCAUUAUCCCUGUACUUAAAGCGAUUUAAAAUGUAACUUAUAAUGUGUACGUGAACUAUCCGAGAACUCUAUUGUAUAUAUAUAAUUCUUCGCGUUUCCAGUGCGAGUGCAGUCGUCUUGCUUAUAAUUUAUUACAAAUCAACUUUAUAUAUACCUUAAAAAAAUAUAUAUAUGUAAACAAAAUACUAUAUGUACGAAAUCAAUAUACGAAAAUGAUUUAAUAAAAUUAUAAAAAAAGCCAAAACUAUGUAAAGGAAAGUUCUGUAAAGUUCUGUGGGAACUAUAAUUAAGUUGUAAAAACCAAUGUUGUCAUUUCUUAUAAAAAAAAUUCUGUAUUUCCACCUAAA
Messenger RNA from Drosophila eugracilis, 2364 nucleotides. RefSeq lists its product as uncharacterized. The transcript is spliced from 4 exons. The coding region runs from base 370 to 1758 and encodes 462 amino acids. The record is from RefSeq and is a predicted model, not a curated record. Lineage: Eukaryota; Metazoa; Arthropoda; Insecta; Diptera; Drosophilidae.